Messenger RNA from Solanum stenotomum, 1504 nucleotides. RefSeq names its product lysine histidine transporter 2-like. The coding region runs from base 89 to 1408 and encodes 439 amino acids. The record is from RefSeq and is a predicted model, not a curated record. The transcript is spliced from 7 exons. Lineage: Eukaryota; Viridiplantae; Streptophyta; Magnoliopsida; Solanales; Solanaceae. Gene Ontology annotation, cellular component: plasma membrane.
CCUUUUAAUUUUCACACGCUCUUGCUCUUCCCACAAAGAAAACAAAAUUACUACGUAAGUAGAAGAUUUGUUAGAUCAAUUAAUUAGUAUGACAGAAAUGGUGAAGAAGAAGAUAGAAUCAAGUAAGGAAAGUAUUAUAAACGAUUGGCUACCCAUCACUUCAUCGAGAAAUGCAAAGUGGUACUAUUCCGCUUUUCAUAAUGUUACCGCUAUGGUUGGUGCCGGUGUUCUUGGGCUCCCCUAUGCAAUGUCCCAAUUAGGUUGGGGUGUUGGAGUCACAGUAAUGGUAUUAGCAUGGGUGAUAACAUUGUACACUUUAUGGCAAAUGGUGCAAAUGCAUGAGAUGGUACCAGGUAAAAGAUUUGACAGAUAUCAUGAAUUGGGGCAAGAGGCAUUUGGAGAAAAACUUGGGCUAUGGAUUGUGGUUCCUCAACAAUUAUUAGUUGAAGUUGGAGUUAAUAUAGUUUAUAUGGUCACUGGUGGCAAAUCCCUACAGAAGAUUUAUGAGACUGGUUGUCCUAAUUGCCACCCUUUGAAGACUAGCUAUUUCAUCUUGAUGUUUGGUUGUGUUCAUUUUUUCCUUUCUUUUUGUCCCAAUUUCAACUCCAUCACUUUAAUCUCAUUCCUUGCUGCUGUCAUGUCUCUCAGCUAUUCAACCAUAGGCUGGGGAGCAUCAGUACACAAAGGAAUAUCUCCAGAGGUUGAUUAUAGUCCAAGGGCUUCAACUAGUACAGGAAGAGUAUUUGGUUCCUUAAGUGCUUUAGGGGAUAUUGCUUUUGCAUUUGCUGGCCACAAUGUUGUCUUGGAAAUUCAGGCUACAAUGCCUUCAACUCCUGAAAAACCAUCCAAGAAACCUAUGUGGAAAGGAGUCAUUAUCGCGUACAUUGUCGUUGCUAUAUGUUACUUUCCUGUAGCUUUUGUUGGCUACAGAGUUUUUGGAAAUAGUGUGGAGGACAACAUCUUGAUAUCCCUACAAAAACCUGCUUGGCUUAUUAUCAUGGCUAAUGCCUUCGUCGUCGUUCAUGUUAUUGGAAGCUAUCAGGUGUUUGCUAUGGGUGUGUUUGACUUGAUCGAAUCUUACUUGGUGAAACAAAGAAACUUUAAUCCAACUAAAACAUUACGAGUAAUUGUUCGGACUGGUUAUGUUGCCCUAACAAUGUUCCUUGCAAUAUCAUUCCCAUUCUUUGGUGGGUUGCUUGGUUUCUUCGGAGGAUUUGCAUUUGCUCCUACUACCUACUUUCUUCCUUGUAUCAUAUGGCUAAUCAUAUGUAAACCUAAAAGAUUUGGGUUGUCUUGGUUCACAAAUUGGAUAUGCAUCAUACUUGGUAUUCUUCUGAUGGUUUUAGCUCCCAUUGGUGCCUUGAGGCAGAUCAUACUGCAAGCCAAGGGUUACAAGUUCUUUUCUUGAAUGUAAGAUUUUUAGUAUUUGUCAGACAGACGAUAUUUUAAAUGUCUAGCUAACUAUAUUAGUUUUAUUGCUGUAUUAGUAUCAAACCACAGUGAA